CGCGAUACUUGGAUUAGCACAUCCCGGUACUUCCAUCAUGGCAGGCAGUAAGUUGGUGUUAGAAGGCAGAGUGAGUAUAAAAAGCUUUAUUUUAGGCCUCAGCGUCGUCCUCAUCCCGCUCAUCAGAACCUGGUUCGGACACCUGGACUGGGUCUUCGAUUAUCUGACAGAGACUCCCGGGAAAAUUGCUAUUUGUGUCCACAUAGCGGCUAUAAACGGCCUUUUGCUUGUCAUAUACAGAGGACCCGUGUACAAGGUUGCUGUGAGAGCCUGCUUCCUGGGAGUCACGUUCGGCUGCGGCCUGAUCAUCAGCUUCUCUGACACCACCUGGACGCACUUUGGCUGGUACAUGUGCUCACUGUCAUUCUUCCAUUACUCCGAGUACCUGGUGACGGCCGUCAUUAACCCUCGCAGCCUGUCGCUGGACUCCUUUCUGCUCAACCACAGCGUGGAGUACACACUGGCCGCCGUGUCUUCAUGGCUGGAGUUCACUGUGGAGAAGCUCACUGUUCCAGAGCUGAAGCAUCUAAACUGGCUCAGUUUGGUUGGACUGGUCAUGGUGCUGUGCGGCGAGGCGCUGCGGAAAGCAGCCAUGCUGACGGCCGGCUCCAACUUCAACCACAUCGUCCAGAAUGAGAAAGCCCAGAGCCACAUACUGGUCACCACUGGGGUCUACGCCUACUUCAGACACCCGUCCUAUGUGGGCUGGUUCUACUGGAGCAUAGGAACUCAGGUCAUGCUGUGCAACCCCGUCUGCAUCGUGGGCUACACGAUAGCCAGCUGGCGCUUCUUUCGGGAGCGGAUAGAGGAGGAGGAACUGUCCCUUAUCCAUUUCUUUGCUGAGGACUACGUGGAGUACAAGAGGAAGGUUUCCACCGGGCUGCCCUUCAUCUCUGGCAUCCGCGUCAACUAGCACCCAGACUGGACUCUGAGCCCAACAGACUGAGAGCUCCAAAGCAGGCCAGACCUGGUGGUGAUGUGUUGUCUGCUGUAGCAGCUGCUGCCCCCUGGAGGUGAGCGUCUGCCACUGGCUGAGGUUCUGUAGCACCAAGAGCCACCGAGGCAGCUGGGCUGCUCCUUUUCUACCAACAUCCAGUAUCAGAACAGAGAACCUCAGAUGUUCACGUCUUUCUACUCUUCCUCCUUUCAUCUCACCUGUUUCUGUCUGCAUGCUUUCACCAUGGUUACCGGUUUCUGCCCAUCUGUUGGGUUUAAGGAUCAGCGCUUUGCCUGGACCCUUCGGUGUCAUAGGUCCGGUUCUUUCUUUUCUUUUUAACAGAUGUUUCAUAGAAAAUUAGCAAUAUAAAUGUUUCUAAAGUGAAUGAGAACCCAAUUAAGGUUUUUAGAUGAUCUGUUGAUGUAUGUUUUCUACAGCCCAUCAGGAUUUGGCAUAAAACCAAGAUCCAUAUUUAUAACAAGGACUUUAAAAGACCAGGAUGUUGUUUUUCAUUUAGCAUCAACGUGAAGAUAUUUAUAUACUGUUGGAGUCGUGGUGUAUCGUGCACUUUCUCAUUUUAGCAUAUUGCUCUUUUAUUCUAUGUUCCGUCACUCUGAGCAACCAGAGAGCUGAGCCGUCUGGCUGUGGAGAAGGAGAAGAGAGUCAUGCAGAAUAUUGAUUUUUUUCUUUUUCUUUUUAAGAGAUCAUCCUGCUUCUCUUUUCAGCUCAUUAUUUCUUACUGGAAUAAUUGUUUACAAGAAUAGUUAAAGCAGAGAGAGUGAAAUCACCAUAAAAAAGGACCAAUGGGUAAAAGUGGAGUUCCUGUUUCAAAUUUAUUGGUAAUUUCUGGUUCUGGGAGGCUGAAAUGUGUAAAAGCUUGCUGGAGGUUUAUGUUUUUUUGAUUUUUUUUUUUUUUCUUAAUUUUCUCAGUGAGAAGCUCGAGGCAGAAUAGAUAAAUGGUUUAAGUAGAGUGAUUUCACCUCCUGAUCUUCACCUCUUUAUAAAACUAGUGCAGAACAGGAGAUGAUGUCAUACAGGGAUUUUCGUUAAUCUCUUGAACUGAUAGUUUGACUGAACUGGUGUAGGAACUGGGAGCUGUGGGAAUUCCCUUAUAGUUCUCAGGGUUUGGGUCUCAUCAUCUGGUGUCGUGUCAUUUCCACCUCAUCGGCAUCAUAUUGGUCCACAAACCCACCACAUGAUGGCGCUUCGUGGUGCAGGCUGUUCCAAUCCUCAAAGCCACUGUCGUCAUGGAGACGUUUUCAUCUGAAUGUGAUUCAGGCUGUAGAAACGUGAUUACAUUUAUUUUUAAAGAUUGAAGCAGCUUUUUUUUCUUCUUUUUACACUGAUCAUUUAUGACAGGACUCCUCAUCUGAACCAUUGUAGCACAAACCUGGACAUGCCGGUGUAUCUCUAACGUCUCCUAAAUCCUCAGAUUGAAUGACAGGGAGCAGCCAGGCCCAAGUGGCCCUGAGGAAACUACCGAGAGUUUUUUACAGCCGCAAACAGACCAAAGUAUUAAGCUGCAGACGUUUCUAGGUGAAUUCAUGUUGCAUUAAAGCAUCUUAACUCUGUAUUUUUCUUUAGGUGUAUAAAUAAUCGUAGUCUGGAUGAAUUUGACAAAGACUCGACCUCCUCUCUUUAUGUCUGAUCAUGAAGUCUUCCCUCGUAAGUUUCUAAAUCUGAAACCGAGAUUAUAUCAAAAGUUGGAUGACAGAGGUUCCCUACAGGCAGCCACCGCCCGUUCAUGGCCGCCACACAGUCCUGCUCAGAACAUAGAUUUUCAGCCUGAGCAGGUAGAGCUUUGUUUUCUGCAGCAGGUGUGAAAUAUGUGACAUUUAUAGCCAUGGUCAAAGCAAAGUACCGCCUGUUUUCAUUCCUCUGGUUGAGAAACAAUCGGGUCUAAAACCAGUGGUUUCCACAUUGGCGUUGGUAUCCGCUGUAUGAUCAGAUGAUUUCUAUCUAAGCCAGAACGGAGAGAUUUCUACGACUCUUUAAAGUGGUUGUCCUUUUUAUUUUUUUUCUCUCUUUGUAAAGAGGUGACCUGCUGUCACUAAUGCAGGGGUCUGCAGCCUUGGACCUUUCACAGAAACCCUUCACAAGACUCUUAAGUAAAUCCUAAGGAUUUUUUUUUCAACCUUCUAUUGAAUAACUUUUAAAUGUAUUAGAGAAUGACAUGAAACACAACAGUAACAUGUUUUAGUGUAGGUGCAAUGAUAAGCAGUUUUCUGGUCCUGAAAAAGCCGGAUAUGGCAAAUCUAAUUUUGACCGAUAUUGAUUUUUGUUCAUCACAGUUUCUAUAAGGUCACAUUGUUCCUUCUGUUUAAAAAAAUGAACAGUAAUUGUUUUAUCUGAACAAGAUACAGUUUUAGAACACAGCCUUUGCAGAAUGGAUCAGAUAAUUUUCACAUCGAUAUCCUAAAUGAAGGAAAUAAAGGCUGACUGAUCAAACAAGUUCUUUUUAUUUCUCUGGUCAUUCAGUUGGAAACAACAUUUGUUACAGUUCUUUCCACUUUCCACCUAAUUUUUUGUUUGAUUUUGUUUUAUUUUUUUUUUUCAUCAGGAAAAAAAAAUAGUGUCUGUUUGGGUUGUGAAGGUUGCAGACCCCUGAACUAAUGAUUAUGACUGGAGCUCUGAUCGAAGCUGGUCCAUUAUUCUUACUUCUGUUAAAUUUCUGGAGCAAAGAUGGAUGACAGGAGGAAGCCCAGGCUCUGCUGCCAGGGUUUAGUUUUUUACCCCCCUGCCAAAAUGUUUUCUCAGGUUAGAUUGGAGCAGUUCUAGUCUCCAAAUCCAGUCUGAGUUUUGAGGUUUCCUUCGCCACCACGUCGCUUGGUCUGUUCUCCAGUGCAGACCUGACUAUCUGCUAAGAUUCAACAAAUCCAGAAUUCAGGGGCUUUGAUCCAGUUUGACCAAAUGGAAGUCAUGUUUGAUUAAAAGUGAUGUUUAAUGUUUAUCAUAUAAUGUGACACAUGUAGCUUUUUGGCACAGUGCAUUGUGGGAGAUGAUAAAAAGGUGUCUGUGUGCACACAUACACACACAGAUCUUAUGCUGCAUUUGAACUGUUUAGAGAAUCUUUAUGGAUGGUUUUCCACUUUAACUGAAAACUGCAUUUAUUGGGCACUGCUUGUAUGAAAUAAAGAUACGAUUAUUAUCUAAA
Messenger RNA from Cyprinodon tularosa, 4091 nucleotides. RefSeq names its product isoprenylcysteine carboxyl methyltransferase (gene icmt). NCBI's taxonomy places the organism in Eukaryota, Metazoa, Chordata, Actinopteri, Cyprinodontiformes, Cyprinodontidae. Gene Ontology annotation, biological process: C-terminal protein methylation. Gene Ontology annotation, molecular function: protein C-terminal S-isoprenylcysteine carboxyl O-methyltransferase activity. The coding region runs from base 38 to 913 and encodes 291 amino acids. The record is from RefSeq and is a predicted model, not a curated record. The transcript has 5 exons. Gene Ontology annotation, cellular component: endoplasmic reticulum; membrane.